AAUAUUUUUAAUGGGUAGGAAGCGUUUUCACAAAUUCAGAACGGACUAGCAAAAGCAAAAACAGCCUUCUUCAAAUUAAAAAACAUUCUGGUAAUCAAAACAAUUUAAAAAGAAAACAAAAGUGAAAUUAUAUAACAGCAUAUGAAAUCAAUUCUAUUGUAUGGAAGUGAAUGUUUGAGGGUUAGAAGGCUGACAUGAGACCACUGUCCAUUUUUCACCAUAGCUGUCUACAUAAAAUGUGGUCAAAUACUAUAUCCAAUGCAGGCCUACAGAAAAUGACAAACUCAAAGUGUAUUAAAGACGAGUUAAAACAAUGGAAAUUUAAUUGGUUAGGACAUGCUGUUAGGAUGUAAGGAUCGAAAAUUCCCAAUGUCGCCCUAAAAUGGACACUACCCGGAAAAAGACCAAGGGGAAGACCAAAGAGCAUCUGACGCAGGACAGUCGAGGGCGAACUAGGAGACCUUAACCUAACCUUGGGGAGAGGCAGGGACCAUGGCCAAGAAGAGAAUUGAAUGGCGAAGACUUGUGUUGACCUUAUGUUCCACUGGGAGAGAAUAGGUGUAUGUUAUCAGAAGCAGACAACAGCUUGUUAUCAGAGCGGUCCAACUUGUGAAAUGACCAUGAGAACGCCAAACACUUGGUUUUGGAGCAUGGACUCUAACUCAUUCAGACGUCUGUUAAAUUACUUGUCAAGUCUUCUCCUGCUAGCAGUCCUGACUGCCCUGAUGACUGGAUACCAUAUGACUCAGUUUAAGCACUCUCUUCACUUUUCUCGGGCAGGAGUACCCAAACUACGAGAAACUAAACCAGAAUGGUGCUCCUCUGUCUUCGAAUCUCAAGCGCUCAUUAAUAGCAGCUUAGUAGAGGACGUGUUUGCUUUAACGCCACCCGACUUCGAACAACAGUUUAAGAAUCCUUGUUUCUACGACGCUUGUUACCAGAGCGGUAAUGGCACAACCAGGAAGCUACGAUGUCUGCCUUAUUUCCAUGUUCUGGGAGUAGACAAAUGUGGUUCCACAGAUUUAUACUACCGCCUAGUCCACCAUCCACAGAUUCUUCCAAACAAAGGGAUACUGAACAAAGAAACUAUGUGGUGGUCAUGGCGACGAUAUGGACACACUCUUAGAAAAGACACACACCAAAAGGAAACGUUUCUUGAUUACUUGCAUUAUUUUGAUGGACUGUCUGAAAGGCUGGAAAAAUCUCAACAUGACUACUACAGAGUAACAGGUGAUGGCACACCCAUGGAUUUCUGGGAUUUUUCCGGAUGGCCACAAAUUCCACAAAAUGUCGGUCUUCAAGAUCCUAAAAUACUAACUCCUCAUUUGAUGAAAUACUUCAAUCCCUAUCUUAAGUUUAUUUUGAUAUUUAGACAGCCAUCCGAAAGGUUAUUUUCUGAUUACAUUUUUCUGAAGCUUGGAGAACCUACCCCCCAAGCUUUUCAUGGGAAAGUUGUGAAAUCCAUUACCAUGUUUAACAAUUGCCGUAAAAAACACACUUUGCGAGUAUGCUUGUUUAACAGAGAACUCCAUCUUAAAAUGCCGGUCCGUUUACAUGUGGGGAUCUAUUCCGUGUUCCUCGAGGAAUGGUUAAAGGUGUUUGACUCUAUUAACUUUUUGUUUCUAAGAACAGAGGAUUAUUCCAGGAACAUUAAAGGCACUCUGAAAACAGUCUUCUCAUUCCUUGGAGUUGACGAACUACCAGAACAGAAACUGAAUGAAAUAUCUGACGCAGAAAAAGUGUACAAAACAAAGAGAAAGAAAAAAUCUGGUAAUAUGAUGUUAGAAACAAAGCGUUUGUUGGACAGUUUUUAUGCUCCUUUCAUGCGCCACUUACACGCUCUAACAAAUGAUGAAAAAUUUCUUUGGCAAGACUGAAGACAUGGUAUUUGUUGACAUUGGUAGUGAGUUGAUCAUUUGAAGAUGCUUUUAAACAUUUAUAACGCAAACAAUAUUCCGUUAAUUUUUUUUUGUGUAUAUGCAUAUCUAAGAAAUUCUCCAAAGAUUUUAUCCGAUGUUAAUGUUUGGUGUACAUCACAGAUAUAGACAGAAUAAAAAUUCAAAUACGUAUGAAUAAGCAAGAA
Messenger RNA from Saccostrea cuccullata (small rock oyster), 2083 nucleotides. Its product is annotated as carbohydrate sulfotransferase 15-like. The record is from RefSeq and is a predicted model, not a curated record. Gene Ontology annotation, molecular function: N-acetylgalactosamine 4-sulfate 6-O-sulfotransferase activity. Lineage: Eukaryota; Metazoa; Mollusca; Bivalvia; Ostreida; Ostreidae. Gene Ontology annotation, biological process: hexose biosynthetic process. The transcript has 9 exons. Bases 513 to 1877 code for a protein of 454 amino acids.